AUGGAGAGGUGCACAGAAUCACCACCUACCUUGCAGGUAGAGCCUUCCUUUAUUCAGUCAGAGAAACUGAUUUUGCAGCCACAAAUGCAGCAUUUGACUAAGGAGGAACCUGCUCUGAGGGGUCAAGUCAUGCCUGCCUCAGGCACCCCAGUGAUUCCUGUACCCUGCUCACUGGAGCAUUUCACCCAAUUUCAUGGUGACCCUGCCAGUUUUUCAGAGUUUCUUGCUCAGGUUACUACCUACUUGACAGCUCUUCAGAUCACCAAUCCUGAAAAUGAUGUCCAGGUCAAGCUCUUUUUUGACUACCUAUCUCAGCAGAUGGAAAGUUAUGGGGUCAUAUCUGGGGCUGACCAGAGUACUAUGCUGAAGCAAUAUGAGAACUUUGUCCUUGAGUUUCAGAAGCAGUUUUGUGAACCCACAAAACAAGAGAUGAACUCUCUGGUGAAUGCUAAGGUUGAGAAAGGGGACAACUCUUCCCAGCAGGACACCACUGCUUUCCGACUCCUUGCUCAAAAUCUGAGCUGUAAUGAAAUCAGUCAGAAUGAUCAGUUCCAAGAGGGACUAGCUAAUCCCAUCCAGGAUGAAGAGAGUGUUACGGAUAUGAUGGAUAACCUCCCAGACCUGAUUACUCAGUGUAUUCAGUUGGACAAGAAACGUAGUGACAGGCCAGAACUCCUGCAGUCAGAGACCCAGCUCCCAAUGUUGGCUUCCUUGAUCCACAACCAAGCUCUCUCCAGUCCCACAUGUCUGCUACCCAAAGAAGAACCUAUACAGCUGCGGGGAGGCCAGCCACCUCUCACCCCAGCCAAACGAGCCCGCCAACAAGAAACUAAGUUGUGCCUCUACUGCAACCAAGCUGGUCACUUCACAAGAGAUUGCCUUGCCAAACGUUCUCGAGCCCCAGUGAGGGCAAAUAACCCAGCUCACCAGUAA
Messenger RNA from Galeopterus variegatus (Sunda flying lemur), 933 nucleotides. It is a transcript of the gene RTL4, whose product is annotated as zinc finger, CCHC domain containing 16. The coding region runs from base 1 to 933 and encodes 310 amino acids. The record is from RefSeq and is a predicted model, not a curated record. Lineage: Eukaryota; Metazoa; Chordata; Mammalia; Dermoptera; Cynocephalidae. Gene Ontology annotation, molecular function: nucleic acid binding; zinc ion binding. The transcript has a single exon.